CUAGCAAGCUAACACAAUUAGCUAUCUAAUAGUUCGCAGUAUCGUUCGAGACACCAGAAAAGGUUUUUGUAUUUUUAUUGGGUCUUCUUUAGGCUAUUUAUGUAGCUAGUCCGCUAGCUAGUUCUAACCGUUUACGGUAUUUGUAGCUUGCUAGAUACUGGUGCUGCUUAUUUCACAGAGCCGCUAGCUAGCUAGCAAGACAGCUCGCCAUUCACUUAACGGCGGGAUCGAUAGAAACGGCUUCUGAAGAGCAAGUUUGUUCUAAAACUUGGGCUGCCAGUUGGUCAGAUGUUGACAGAAAACAGGAAACGCAGGCGUAGCUGUAGCCAUGACGACGGCGAGCUUCUACCCCAGGCCAAGAGGACAGGCGGGGGUCAGACCCUCUUUUCUGAGCUAGGCCGGGACAUUUGGGACUCAGAGUCUUCCAGCAGUGACAGCAGUGUUGUAAGCAGCCCAGAGGGGGCAGCAGGGAGCAGCAGCAGCAGCCAGAGUGCGGUGGACAGCAGGGGGAGCCACUGUGCAGGGGGCUCCUGCAGCCCCGUCAGCUCAGCCCACUUGGCAGAGUCGGCGCCCGUGGGCCUGGGUCACUACCACCACAUCAACCGCAUCCUGCGAGAAGCCCACUUCCACAGCGUGCAGAGCCGGGCCCAGCCCACAGACACGUGACUCUGCACGCCCAGCUGGCCCCUCCCUCCGGGUCAGGGAGGACCACGCCCAGACCUGCAGAAGACCACGCCCCCUCUGUCCACAGGGCACCUCACAUGCUCACAGCUACCUGUCGGCUGCUUCAGCCGGCCUCCUCGCAGACCAUCCAUGGGGAGUGCCCCUCAUUUCUCAGCACCAUACUUCCUCUCAGCUGCCCAUUCAGCAAGGAGACAAAACACAGUUUGAAACAAGAUCUGCUACUUAUUUUUCCUUUUCUGGCCAGGUUGGUUUACACACUGGGCGCAGAGGCUAGUGGUGUAGGUGUCUGCUUCAGUCACAGGGUCUGGUUUUAGUGGAUGUUGUUGGAACAGGAGGGAGGGAGUGAUGGCUUUUCCUCUGCUGGGAGACACAAGAUUGCAGCCUCCAUUCCAUUGCCCCCUUUGCUUGCUUUGCCUCUCCCAGUGAGAUUGAGAGGCAGCUUAGUCGGCACAGUAUUUUCUCUUAGCAGUGUGUUGACGUUGUGGUAAUGCAUUAGCACAGCCACUGUGCUGUAGAAUGAAUAAAAUUUAGGUCUUUGCAAAGGAUUGCCCCUCUUUUCAUCUGCCAUAUGGGUUUUGCCAAAGUCGGAAUCUUAUCAAAGUGUCACUCAAGCUUUAAGUCAUAUUGGUGGUUUCUGCGAUACUCCUACAGCUUUGUCUGUUCAAUCACCUGAAUCAGAGCCAUCGGAGCAGUGGUGGACGGGGAGGGAGGGGGGGUCUUCCAGGUGCUAAACUGCAGUUUUAGGACACUCCAGCCUGUUGUAGGGAGUCUCUCUCCCGGCCAGUCCAAGUCUAAUCUUCUUUGCUCUGAAGAAGCACCAGAACUGCAUCUUUGCUCUCUCGAAGCACUCCUGUUUGGCACUUUAUCUGACCGCAGAGUGGUGACGGUCCUGUAUUGCUGAACACUCGGCUCCGUGCUGCAGCCCUGAACGCUCACCUGCUGACGCGUCCUACUCUGGAGUCAUGUGAUCCUGUCUCUACCUGAGCACUGACCGUUACGCUGUUUAUUCGACCAGUCACUGUGUGUCCCAGCCCUGAGCGCUAACCGGCCACCGCGUUUCUCUGAGCGCUGACCGGUCACUGUGUGUCCCGGCCCUGAGCACUGACCGGUCACUGUGUGUCCCAGCCCUGAGCGCUGACCAGUCACCGCGUGUGUGAGUACUGACCGGUCACUGUGUCCCGGCCCUGAGCACUGACCGGUCACCGCGUGUCCCGGCCCUGAGCGCUGACCGGUCACCGCGUGUCCCGGCCCUGAGCACUGACCAGUCACUGUGUCUCGGAGCGCUGACCGGUCACUGUGUCCUGGCCCUGAGCACUGACCGGUCACUGUGUGUCCCGGCCCUGAGCACUGACCGGUCACUGUGUGUCCCGGCCCUGAGCACUGACCGGUCACUGUGUGUCCCGGCCCUAAGCGCUGACCGGUCGCUGUGUGUCUCACCCUGAGGGCUGAAUGGUCACUGUGUGUCUCUGACUGUGAGCGCUGACCGGUCACUGUGUCCUGGCCCUGAGCACUUACUGUGUGGCUGUGUGUCCACACCCCUUCCUGCGGUCAGUGUGUGGCAUGUGGACACAGGCCCUGCCUCCUGUCCCUCACCCUUAUCUCAGGGCCCCCAGCAGUCCCAGGCUUGACAGGCUAUUUGUUAUAUAUUUACAUGAAUUUAAUGAAAAGCAACAUUUGAUUGUUAACAUUAUGUUUUGUAUUUAGUAUUGGACAUGAACUUUUA
Molecule: messenger RNA, 2407 nt
Organism: Megalops cyprinoides (Indo-Pacific tarpon)
Lineage: Eukaryota; Metazoa; Chordata; Actinopteri; Elopiformes; Megalopidae
Product: protein FAM104A-like
Exons: 3
Coding region: 289-666 (125 amino acids)
Source: RefSeq, a predicted model, not a curated record